AUGGUGGUAAAAUGGGAGUGGGAGAAUGCCACCGCAGGAGCCGUCGCUGGCUUCGCCACUGUGGCAAUCAUGCACCCCCUUGACGUCGUUUGCACCCGCUUCCAAGAUACAGUGAAUGAUGGACGAAUGUCGAAUCUCCCAAGCUACAAGAACAUCCCCAAUGCUAUCUUCACCAUCGCCCGUUCUGAGGGUUCGAGGGGGCUUUAUGCUGGCUUCACCCCAGCUGUUAUAGGAUCAUCUAUUUCAUGGGGCCUCUAUAGCAGAGCUAAAAAAAGGUAUUCUCAUGACGAGGAGGAUAAGCUGAGUCCUGGACACCAUUUGGCGGCAGCUGCAGAGGCUGGUGCACUGGUAUCUUUUUUCACAAAUCCUGUUUGGGUCAUUAAAACAAGAUUACAGCUACAGAAUCCUCUUCAUCAAACCUGA
Messenger RNA from Chenopodium quinoa (quinoa), 423 nucleotides. Its product is annotated as folate transporter 1, chloroplastic-like. The transcript is spliced from 5 exons. NCBI's taxonomy places the organism in Eukaryota, Viridiplantae, Streptophyta, Magnoliopsida, Caryophyllales, Amaranthaceae. Gene Ontology annotation, biological process: folate import into mitochondrion; nucleotide transport. Gene Ontology annotation, molecular function: FAD transmembrane transporter activity; folic acid transmembrane transporter activity. The coding region runs from base 1 to 423 and encodes 140 amino acids. The record is from RefSeq and is a predicted model, not a curated record.